This is a messenger RNA of Striga hermonthica, 1311 nucleotides long. NCBI's taxonomy places the organism in Eukaryota, Viridiplantae, Streptophyta, Magnoliopsida, Lamiales, Orobanchaceae. The record is from the annotation of a GenBank genome assembly.
AUGUCAUCCUCACUUCAAAUAUUCAUCUCAUCUUUGCUCCUAUUGGUCUCCAUUUCCCGCGCUCAGCCCUCAUUUAGACCAGCUGCUCUGGUCCUCCCAGUGCGAAAAGACGCCGCUACCCUUCAGUACCUCACCACAAUCCACCAACGCACGCCGCUCGUCCCCGUAAACCUCGCCGUCCACCUCGGAGGCGGUUUCCUCUGGGCUGACUGCGACACUAACUACGUCUCCUCCUCGUAUCGACCCGUUCGCUGCAGAUCGGCCCAAUGCUCCCUCGCUCGGUACACCUCGUGUGGCGACUGUUUUAACGGGCCACGGCCCGGAUGCAAUAACGACACAUGUGGCGUAACCCCCGACAACCCCUUCACCCGAACCGCUACCGGUGGUGAGCUUGCCGAGGAUGUCGUCUCCCUCCCCUCCACCGACGGGUCGACCCUCGGCCCAAACGCCACCGCACCCCGCCUCUUAUUCUCGUGCGCCCCGACAUUCCUCCUCGCGGGCCUUGCCCGCGGCGCGACGGGCCUAGCGGGCCUGGGCCGGGCCCGGAUCGGGCUCCCGUCCCAACUCGCCGCCGUGUUUAGCUUUCGCCGCACGUUCGCCGUCUGCCUCUCCGGAUCGAGCCGCGCGCGCGGAGCGGUUUUCUUUGGGCCCGGCCCGUAUCGGUUCCUCCCGGGAAUCGAUGCAUCCGCCGCGCUACGCUACACGCCAUUGUACCUUAACCCGGUGAGCACCGCCUCGGCCUACGUGCAAGGGGAGCCCUCGACCGAGUAUUUCAUCCGCGUGGAUGCGAUUCGGGUAAACGGGUCGCCAAUCCCGAUCAACCGAACCCUACUCACGAUUGACGGUGAAGGCAACGGGGGGACCAAGAUUAGCACGGUCGACCCAUACACGGUGCUCGAGAGCUCGAUCUACCGGGCCUUGACCGCGGCCUACGUGCAGGCGGCCGCGGCCCGGAACAUAACCCGGGUGGCGGGGGUGGGGCGGUUCGGGUUUUGCUUCGGGAGUGAGAAUGUGGGUAGCACGAGGGUGGGGCCUGCGGUGCCUUACAUAGAGCUGGCGCUGGCGGGGAGUGACGGGCCGGUUUGGACGAUAACGGGUUCGAACUCGAUGGUUCAGGUGAGCGAGCGGGUGAUGUGUCUUGGGUUUGUGGACGGCGGGUCGGGGCCGAGGACGGCGGUGGUUAUCGGCGGGUAUCAGUUGGAGGAUAAUUUGGUGGAGUUUGAUUUGGCGAGGUCGAGGAUGGGGUUCAGCUCUACGCUGCUAGGAAGGCGGACCACGUGCGCAAAUUUCAAUUUCACGACCAGUGUGUAG